Molecule: messenger RNA, 711 nt
Organism: Aspergillus homomorphus CBS 101889
Lineage: Eukaryota; Fungi; Ascomycota; Eurotiomycetes; Eurotiales; Aspergillaceae
Exons: 3
Coding region: 141-548 (135 amino acids)
Source: RefSeq, a predicted model, not a curated record
UUACUGCUACUACGAGGGCGAUGGACGGUCAACUACAGCUUCUACUCUCUCUACGGACUCUCGCUCGCUUUCUUUCUUCUCAGCGACGACGCUGCUAAUCACAUUUCGAGUUUCUCGUUAGCCACACUACCAGUCUCACCAUGAACCUCGACCGAGACGGUGAUUCCCAGAUGGCCUCCUCGCCAGAGUCCUCCGUGAUGGCCUCCGACGAAUCCAAUCCAGGCACCCGCACCCCGACCAACACGGUCCCAACCCAUGUCCCUCAAUUCGACGGCUCCGAACUGUCGCCGCCCGGCUCGCAGACCCAGGGUAUCGCCUUCGAUGGCCCCGGCAAGUCUCACGGCCCUGGAGGACAGAUGGGCUCACCCUUGGCAGCCCAGACCUAUCUCGUCCAGGGCGAGCAGCAAUCAGCUCCAGGGGCGUCCUGGAUGAACAAGCGGGCCGAGGAAGAAUUCCAGCGGGCAAUGGAGUUUGUCACCGACCUGGACUUUAGCUUGGAGGAAUUCGGCGAUCCGUUCGACGAUAGGGAUAUGGAGGAGGGAUCCUAGGUUGGGGUUAUUUCUAUGUCCUGCAUCGAAGCCAGUGAAUAGCGUUGGAGGCUGGAGUUCUAGGUGUUGAGCGAAUUUCCUUGUUCUGGGCGGCUGGAUUUUAACGGAACCGCGAUGAAUAUUUAUUACAAGCUUGAUUGGCAAUUAGCCAAUCAUAGAUGAC